UAGUCUGUGUAACCUAAUAACACAUUAAACCGCUACCAAAACAAAAUACAACCGGUUUGGAUCGCUGGAGAGAGGGUCAUCUCUCUGAAAUAACAUUGUCAAAUCGCACACGAAGAUCUUGUUUUGAACAAUCAAGAGGUUUUGCCAGUGACAGAAAGCCUUUUAAAUUUACAUUUAUCUGCCGGGAUAUAAUGUGAAAAAUUGUAGAGCAACAUGUCGCCAAUUUAGAUUGGCUAACAAACCAUUAUCCUAUAAACAGCUAUAGGAUAGACGUCUAUAAUUUUCAAAGAACACUUUUACAAUAGUGCAAUAAUGCAAAAAGAAUGGUUGCAAUCUUUUUUUUAAUGCAUGUAACAAGCACUGGUUUAAUUAAAAUCAAUAAUAUUUGUAAGCUGCGGCUAUGAGUAUUAUUUCUUGAACUGCACAGAUUCGGAUUUGUGACUUAUCAAUUAUGAAUACGAAAUGGUGACUAAAACUUAAUUUCAAACAUAAAUAAAAGCAAAAUUUUCUUAUCACAUUACCAUGUGUGUGUGUGUUUUGCACUUAGACUUUGUGUGUGCUUAAAUAUACAUAUACAUAUACAUUAACAUGUAGCGUAAUCCUAGCUAUCAAUUUCCUUGUGGACAACUAAAUGAAUGUUUACUAUAAACCAAACUGUAAACAAACCUGCUUCAUUCCCACGCAAAAGUGUCAAGAGCGUUAAGUGUGCCUCAAUAUUUGAUGGUGUCCUUUUGGAAAGCCGGAAGCAAUCUCCUGGCUGCAGGCAGGCGCAUUUCCUCAUUUCUACGUCAGUGGGUUAGUGGCAUCCACCGCAGCACUGGAACACCUUCACCAGUGCUCCAGCCAGUGGAAUGGCAGGCCAGAGCCCAUUUGGCUGAGAGCCAGACUUGGAGUUAAAACCAGUUUGGGGCGCUAAAGAGCGGGUCAGCCCCCGCUUAAGCUCUCUUAGCUGUUUCAGCGGUGGGCUUCGCUGCCGAAAUACCACGAUUUUGCACAUUCGCCAAUUGGAGCUGGGAGUCUGAAGCGGUCGCUCGGUGUCUAAACAACGUAGUCGCGCUUGCCCAAUAAUAAAGUAACCCAGUACCACCUGUAUUCCCACCAGCGAUGAGUGAUCAGUGAGUGAGUGAGUGAGUGCCACAUACUGCAACAGUGACUCCAAAAUCGGAAAGGUCAGUGGUUUAGUGACCCCCCCGUAAGUGAAUCAGUCGCAAUGAGAUUGGUCUGGCUGCAGCUCCUGGCUGCUGGGGGAGCCCUCUACCUGACCAUCGGUUGUGCAACGGCCGCCAAGGCAUCCACCACAAGCCGCGGAGUUGCACAAUACAAGCUCCCGCUCCCAGCUCCACAGCCAGCCCACGAAACUGCGGUGGUUUCAGGACCGGAUCAGCAUCAGUCCAGACGGCCACAGCAGCAGGGUGCAUCCAACCAGCGGAGGCGCACUCAGGUCGUCCGCCGGCGCAGGCCCUCCUCAUCCACCACAACUACAACAACCACCACCACCUCCUCCACCACCACAACAACAUCAACAACAACUACCACAACUACUCCGCGUCCCAGCUUGGCCAACGGCUUCAACUUCUUCAAUCCGAACUUCUGGAGCUUUGGCCAACAGAGUUUGGUGGCAGUGCGUCCGCCCACCAAGCAGCCUCAUCCGCCCAAGAAGUUCAGUCCCAAGGAGGACAAGUCUAGUCAGCGUAAGCCGCCCAAGACCACCAGGAAACCUUUGGCCAACACAACGGUUAGAACACCCACAACAACCACACUGAAGUCCACCACGGAUGGUCCCUUCCGGAUCGCCCUGCCCACGCUCAACUUUCCCAGCGAUGACAAGGACAAGGAGAAGGAUAAGCAGAAGGACAAGGAGAAGGGCAAGCGGGCGGCUGCCGAGCUGCGAUUGAGGUUCGAUUGUCCUCGGGAGAACGAGGUGAGGUUCCAGCUCUUCCCCAAGAUCUGCAAGACGGAUCGGGACUGCGCCGUCUGGCAGAGAGAUGAGCUGUGCUGUGAUAUCUUCGGGGCCAGCAGCUGUGUCUCCGGGGUGCCCAAGCCCCUGGAGGAGACGCCACAUGCUCCCAUCCUGGGCUUGAUACCACGCAAGUGCCCCAGCAGACCGCUGGCCGAGCUCUGGUGGGAUGUCCAGGAGUGCAGCUCGGACAUGGACUGCUGGCCAAGGGUCUGUUGUCCGGAUGGCCGCAGAAGGUACUGCCGCACCUCGCAGCCGGAGUUGGAAACGGCCCCAGUGCCUGUGAAGCGCUCUUUCGACUACCUUACGGAGUACCUAGAGUGCACGGCUCCACCGCCGCCCAUUUUUGACCUGCACCCCAAGGCGUGCACCUCCACUUUGGACUGUUUUCCGAACGUAUGCUGCCAGGAGGCGGGACUCCGGCACUGCCGACCGCCCAAGAAGUCCGUGCUCACCCUGAUGGCCAACUUCCUGAACGUGGACUUCGUGAAGCGACUGGCCCAGAAUAUCGUUAUCAAGUAGGCCGCGAAUUUCCCACUAUUUUGUAACUAAUGUGCGUCGAUGUCGAGCACCUUCAACAGAAGCGUUUCGAAACUGCCGUGAUAUCUCGGUCGUAUUUGUUUGGCCACGCUGAUAACCAAAAAGAAAACAUGCCCAUGCCCACACAUAUGUACUUGUACUGCGCACUAAGUGUACCCAAUCGAUUCCCCGUAAUCCUCCAUUUAUGUUCACCUAGCCUAGUAUUAGACAUAAGCUGCAUUCGUAGGCUAACAAAUUAAAUGCGAGCCAUAAACUCUGA
Drosophila elegans is the source of this 2756-nucleotide messenger RNA. RefSeq lists its product as uncharacterized. Bases 1211 to 2479 code for a protein of 422 amino acids. The transcript has 4 exons. The record is from RefSeq and is a predicted model, not a curated record. NCBI's taxonomy places the organism in Eukaryota, Metazoa, Arthropoda, Insecta, Diptera, Drosophilidae.